UUCCCUCCCUUUUUCUCUUCCUCCCACUCCGACCUGAUACAAACCUGUUCUUUGAUCAGAAAUGACGCUUUGCUUUAUCGGGAAGAUGGUCAAAAGCUUUUAACAGGGAUUGUAUUCCUCAGUUGCAAUGUCCAUGAAAGCAGAAAAAUAAAGAAGAAAGCAAGUGAGAAUGACACGCUCCAUCUCUGGACAUCCACAUGCUUUCUCUCCCAAGAUUCAGAGCUAUUGCACUUCUAGACCUCAAACUAAAAUCGAUUUGCCAGCUUAAACAAAUCCACUCUCAGUUGAUUGUCAAUGGCCUUAACUCGCCCUCCCUCGUGGCCAAAGUAAUCCAGCAAUACUUCACCUCCUCAAAUCCACAUAACAACUACCAUUAUGCACAUUUAGUCUUCAAGCACUUUGACAAGCCAAAUGUUUUUCUCUUAAACACUUUGAUAAGGUGUUCUCAACCUAAGGAAGCUAUCCUUGUUUUUUCUAAUUGGGUAUCGAGGGGAAGCUUAGAUUUUGAUGAUUUUACAUACAUUUUUGUUCUUGGUGCUUGUGCUCGAUCACCUUCUGUGCCUUCAAUAUGGACAGGGAGCCAAAUACAUGCCCGGAUAAUGAGACAUGGUAUUGUGUCAAAUAUUAUGGUACAAACUACUUUAAUUCAUUUUUAUGCAAGCAACAAGGAUAUUGACUCAGCACGGAGGGUGUUUGAUGAAAUGUUAGUGAGGAACAGUGUCACUUGGAAUGCAAUGAUCACAGGGUAUUGUUCGCAAAAAGGAAGUGCUUGUGAUGCGUUGCUUUUGUUUCGGGACAUGCUAGAUGAUGUUUGUGGGGCAAAACCAACAGAUACUACAAUAGUAUGCAUUCUUUCUGCAGCCUCUCAGUUAGGCGUAUUGGAAACAGGUGCUUGUGUUCAUGGAUAUAUGCAGAAGACAAUUUGUGUUCCUGAGGAUGAUGUGUUUAUUGGCACUGGUCUUGUUGACAUGUACUCAAAAUGUGGAUGUCUUAAUAGUGCUUUGGCCAUUUUUACACGGAUGAAGGAGAAGAAUAUCUUAACAUGGACUGCUAUGGCAACCGGCCUUGCCAUUCAUGGAAAGGGAAAAGAAGCAUUGGUGCUCUUUGAUGCAAUGGGGGCUUAUGGAAUAAAACCCAAUGCAGUGACUUUCACCAGUUUGCUUCUGGCUUGUUGUCAUGCUGGGCUUGUUGAAGAAGGGCUACAUUUGUUUCAUAGCAUGAGCAAGUUUAAUGUUGUCCCUCAGAUGCAACACUAUAGCUGCAUUGUCGACCUUCUUGGUCGGACUGGGCUCUUGAAAGAAGCUUAUGAGUUUAUAAAGGGAAUGCCUGUUGAACCAGAUGCUAUUUUGUGGAGGAGUUUGCUAAGUGCGAGCAAAAUCCACGGGGAUGUCACAAUGGGUGAAAAGGUUGGUAAGCUUCUCCUGCACAGACAACCGGAACCCUCUUUGGAUGUGACCAGUGAAGACUAUAUAGCUUUGUCCAACAUUUAUGCUUCUGCAGGAAAGUGGGAGAAUGUAGAGAUGGUAAGAGAGGAGAUGAAGGUCAAACGAAUUGAAAAUAAAGCUGGUUGUAGUUCACUUCAAACUAUCUAUAGUUAGCUUUUGGAUGGACUCUAGUCUUUGCUAAUCACGAUGAAUCGGACUACAGGAUAGAUGAAAGUAUCUCUCAGUGUGUGUUUGUUUUUCAGACGAUUAAUGAAACUUGAGGACGUUGACAGUAACUGAAAAUGACACUGCUGAAAGGACUUGCUGACGAGCAACAAACAUAUAGCUAUGCUAUGAUUUGCUGUAAGGACUCGGGGAUGUUAAAAUGGUACAAGACAAUAUCACUUGGUGAUAGAUGGAAACACAGCAUUUUCGGGUAACCAACCCGGGCCUUGAGCUUGAAAUGAUACUUUGAGGUUUAUUCCUUGCUUGCGAAGAGGGUCAGCAAAUCACACCAACGGAUUCAAGGUUUAUGACAUCACUAAAGCGAGAUCGAACUUGCUUAUCUUGUUAUGGUUACAUCAUCAGCUAAUGUUUGUGUUUCAAAAUGCAAAUUUAUUCUAUUCAAGAGCUCAUUCUGUUUUCAACAGCAUUGUACUUGAUUUCUUUGUGACAUUACUCGUACUUUCAUGAGAUGCUCACCA
Messenger RNA from Morus notabilis, 2128 nucleotides. Its product is annotated as pentatricopeptide repeat-containing protein At3g18970. Gene Ontology annotation, biological process: RNA modification. NCBI's taxonomy places the organism in Eukaryota, Viridiplantae, Streptophyta, Magnoliopsida, Rosales, Moraceae. Gene Ontology annotation, molecular function: protein binding; RNA binding. The transcript is spliced from 4 exons. The record is from RefSeq and is a predicted model, not a curated record. Bases 198 to 1598 code for a protein of 466 amino acids.